Messenger RNA from Colossoma macropomum (tambaqui), 4270 nucleotides. Its product is annotated as myotubularin-related protein 3. Gene Ontology annotation, molecular function: phosphatidylinositol-3,5-bisphosphate 3-phosphatase activity; protein phosphatase binding; metal ion binding. The coding region runs from base 211 to 3432 and encodes 1073 amino acids. The record is from RefSeq and is a predicted model, not a curated record. Lineage: Eukaryota; Metazoa; Chordata; Actinopteri; Characiformes; Serrasalmidae. The transcript is spliced from 20 exons. Gene Ontology annotation, biological process: regulation of autophagy; dephosphorylation.
GCCAGUCAGAGAGGAGCGGAGCGAUGGCUGCGUAGAGCGGUGACACCGGAGCGACGUUUACAGUUUAUUUUCGUUUUUAUUGUGUGAUUUUUUUCAUCUAUCUUGUCAACGAGUCGCAAGGAACGGAUCGCGUCUGAAAAGGGCAGAUUGGAGUGAGCUCCAGCAGAGAGGCCUGCUGCUCUCUGGGCCGAGACCCUGCUCCCAGGGGCCAUGGGUGAAGAGGAGCAGCCCACUCUGGAGGCCGGUAGUCCGGUUGUGGAAGAAGAACAUGUGCAGGUGCCAUUCCCGGUGUUGCAUGGUGAGAGUGUGGAGUAUGUGGGCAGGGCAGAGGGGGCCGUCAUCGCCUUGUCCAGCUACCGCCUUCACAUCAAGUUCAAAGACAGUGUCAUAAAUGUUCCACUGCAGCUGGUAGAGAGUGUGGAGUGUCGGGACAUGGUCCAGCUGCACCUCACCUGUAAAGACUGCAAGGUCAUCAGGUGUCACUUCAGGUCAUCAGAGCAGGCCCAGGAUUGGCUGAGGCGGCUGAAUGCAGCCGUGCGCCCCCCGGCGCGACUGGAUGAGCUUUUCGCCUUCGCCUUCCAUUCUUGCAGUGCCACCCAGCCAGCUGAGAGAGACCUGCAUGAGGAAAUCUGCCACUCUGGUGAGCAUGUGAGGGACCGGUUUAAGCACGAAGUGCAAAGGAUGGGGUUCAGCAACCACAGUGCCUGGAGAAUCUCUGACAUCAACAACAACUUCAGACUGUGUGCCACUUAUCCUGAGAAGCUUUUGGUGCCUACUUGGAUCACGGACUUAGAGCUAGAGAAUGUGGCUUCGUUCCGAUCCUGGAAGAGGAUUCCAGCUGUUGUUUACAGACAUCUGAGUACAGGUGCUGUGAUUGGUCGGUGUGGGCAGCCCGAGGUGAGCUGGUGGGGGUGGCGCAAUGCGGAUGACGAGCACUUGGUACAGUCCAUCGCUAAGGCCUGUGCCAUGGACCCUGCAGCCAUUAAGCCUCUGCGCAACGGCCACCACCAUACUAAUGGUACUCACAACAGCUCAGAUCCUGUCAUAACCAAUGGCAACGAGGAGGUGGACCCACUAGCCACGCCUCCUCAGAAACUGCUGAUAUUGGAUGCCAGGUCAUAUGCUGCCGCGGUUGCCAAUCGGGCCAAAGGAGGCGGCUGUGAAUGCCCAGAGUACUACCCAAACUGUGAGGUGAUGUUCAUGGGUAUGGCCAACAUUCACUCCAUCAGGAGGAGCUUUCAGUGCCUAAGGGCGCUUUGUGCCCAAGUGCCUGACCCUGCAAAUUGGCUGUCCGCUUUAGAGGGCACUAAAUGGCUGCAGCAUCUGUCUCUGCUGCUGAAGGCGUCUCUGUUGGUGGUGAACGCUGUGGAUAGGGACAGGAGGCCUGUGCUGGUGCACUGUUCUGACGGCUGGGACCGCACGCCGCAGAUAGUGGCUCUGUCCAAGCUGCUGUUGGACCCCUACUACAGAACCAUAGAGGGUUUCCAGCUGCUGGUGGAGACAGAGUGGCUGGAUUUCGGGCAUAAGUUUGCAGACCGCUGUGGACACGGGGAGAACGCGGACGACGUGAACGAGCGCUGUCCUGUUUUCCUGCAGUGGCUGGACUGUGUCCAUCAGCUGCAGAGGCAGUUUCCCUGCUCAUUUCAGUUCAACGAGGCCUUUCUGGUGAAGCUGGUGCAGCAUACCUAUUCCUGUCUAUUUGGGACGUUCUUGUGUAACAGUAGAAAGGAGCGAGAGGAGUCGGGUGUGCUGGAAAACACCUGCUCUGUCUGGUCCCUUCUGCAGCCAGCGAACAGAGCCUUCCACAACAUCCUCUACUCACCACACUCCGAGAUGGUGCUUCAUCCGGUGUGCCAUGUGCGGAACCUGAUGCUGUGGAGUGCCGUCUACCUGCCUAACUCCGCCCCCUCUCUGCCUUGUGAGGAGUCUUCUUACACUUCUCCUUCAGUCUCACCUGAGGGCACACCUCCGGGCAGAUUGCCAAAGACGCGUUCCUAUGACAACUUGCUAACAACCUGCGAGGAAACGAAUCCUGCAGCGUCGAACCGCCGCUGCAGUGACCCCAACCUCAACGAGAAGUGGCAGGAACACCUUCGCUCAGUGGAGAUCACCAUAGCAACGGUAGCCGAGGACAACCCUCAGCAACCAGAAAGCCCGGCCAAUCUAAACACCGAUCGUAGUCAGAUGGUGAACGGAUUGGACGAGAGGCUACGGGAGGAGGGGUUACUCAAUGGGGUGGAACGUAGUGACUCAAAAAUAUUAAAUGGGACUAUUUUAGCAAAUGGGGGUGGGGCUGAGGAAGAGAGGGGUAGCGAAGUCACCCUUUCCAUUGUUGGCUCCGCCUUCCAGGUUGCCACGCCCCCACCCUCAGAACUGCUCAAGAAUGUGCCUGAACAGAACGGCAAAGACGCAGUGGACGCUUUUUGUGAAGAGCAAAUAGAGGAAGCGCUGGAACUUUCCACAGAGGAGUCCUUCACCCCUGUUGUUUCUCCACCUUCGCAGCUCAGCCACCUCACUAACGGCCACAUUAUUGUAAACGGAGUGGAUGAAGCAUCACCUACAAAGGAGCCUCUUAGUCCCAUUAAAAACCCCACCCUUCGCUCCCUCUCACAAAACGACUCUCCACUGGAGAGCUCCACAGAAACUUUAACCGAGGAGUGCCUACUCCCAACACACACACCACACAAAUCCCUCCGCUCGCCUUCCCAGUGUGCCUUGCAGCCUCUAUCCUUGUUGACCCAUCACGACAGCUCUGUGUGUAAUGGGGAAGCUCCUCGUGUCAACGGCUGCGGUUCACUUAGCCGCCAGACGUCAACGACGAGCAGCGGGUCGCUCACGUCCCCUCAGCAGCGAGGGCCAGUUGUCCCGGGACACCUGGACCAGGACGGGCUGAGCAUGCACAGCGAUGCUGUGCAAAUGCGCCUCAGACAGAUGGAGGCUGGCCACCAGCUGCAGGUGGAGACGCUGAAAAGACAGGUGCAGGAACUGUGGAGCCGGCUGCACGUUACUGGAGAGCUGACGGCUGUACCAGACCGGGAGAAUAAUGUGGAGGGUGUGUGUCUGUCUCACUGCAGCACUGAGCUCUUCUCCGAUAACAGCUGGGAACAGGAGGAACAGAAUGACAAACAGGUAUCACGGUGGUAUCCAGGUCACCUACCAACCCGCUGCUACGGGUGUGAGAGCAAGUUUUGGUUGGCUGCUAGAAAACAUCACUGCAGUGCCAGAGAACCUGUUGAGGAAGCCUGGAAUUGUGGGAAUGUGUUCUGUGCCAGCUGCUGUGACCAGAAGGUGGCGGUGGCGAGUCAGCAGCUGUAUGAGCCUAACCGCACGUGCCAGGCCUGUUACAGUCAUCUGCGGCCCUCUGCUGUGCCCCCUGCGCUGCCCCCUGCUGACAUGGAGCUGGAGAAACCCAUUACUGCCAGUUCCAACUGAACGCAGCCCUUUACAUGCUGAUCUAGGACCACACUGUCCUGUAGAAAUCUUCUCUGAAUCCGUUUAUAUGAGAAACAGGAUAAAGAUCUUAGAUUAGUGACUGUGUAACUUCCAAAACCAUUUGAACCUUUAACAUGUUCCUUAGCCAUAUGGAAUCAAUUUAGGUGAUGGAGGACUUGGUUAUGAAUGAUGUCAUGAGUUCAAAUCCUAUAACAAAGCAUCAAAUAAUUAGCGUAAUUUAUUAUUAUUAUUAUUAAUAAUAGAAGGAUCCCAUUUAGUGGUCUUGAACUCCUGACAAGUGGAUUCUGUUUUGGUUAAGCUGCAGGCAUUUAAAUAUGCACAGUGCUGCAUAUGGGACUGUACACAUUUGAACAGCUGUGCUCAUGUGAAUAGGAAAUGUCUGUAUAUAAUGCCAUGUGUACAGUCAAUGGAGAGAGCAAUGUAUAUUAUAAAGUCUUGAAUUUGAAUGAUGAUGGACUUGGGAUUUGGAAGCUUUUUCAGAGUUUCCAGGUUUUCUCAAGUGAUGAGCGCCUUCGCUGGAUUGCUGGAUGGACAGGAUGGACAGAGCAAGCCUGGCCACUUGGACUCACAGUGAGACAAACAGGAGCAGAUCCCGUGUAUGGCUCGCUAAUGUCUCAAAUGUGUUUCGCGUUGCUUCGCUGCCUGUAGGAUGCAAGCUGUGUACGUGCGUGUUUGUUGGUGAAGGCUCAUCACCCUCUUCCCUUUUUUUUCCCCUUCUGUGCUACUGCUGCUGCUUUGGAGUCUGUGGAGCUCAAACAUUUGAGUGAAUGAAAUAAAAAAAGCACAACACACUGCCAAGCCAAACCUCCGAGUAUGG